Molecule: messenger RNA, 996 nt
Organism: Aspergillus tanneri
Lineage: Eukaryota; Fungi; Ascomycota; Eurotiomycetes; Eurotiales; Aspergillaceae
Gene: GPI11
Product: PIG-F family protein
Exons: 4
Coding region: 1-996 (331 amino acids)
Biological process (GO): GPI anchor biosynthetic process
Cellular component (GO): endoplasmic reticulum membrane
Source: RefSeq, a predicted model, not a curated record
AUGGCCUCAGCACUUCCCUCUCCGCCUUCUGCGCCUCCAUCAGCAUCCCCUGCCGUGAACAUCCUCCCUACAACUUUAGCCCGAACAUACGCCCUUGUCCACCCAUGUCUUCUCCUCAGUCUUCUAGCGCUUCGAUUUCGGUCACUCGAGGCUGAUUCAGUCGGCGAGCUCCUGGGUGAUCUCCCGCUACUUGCACUGCUUCAGGUGGUCUUUGUCAUGAUCUGUCUUCCUCCCGCGGGGUCCGCCCUGUCACCCAGGCAGUCAGCGUCAGGGGAGAGUAACGAUGUCGACGAGAAAAAGCCCCCUUCCUCCCCUUCCAGCACCGUAGGCAACGGUGGCGUCAUUAUUAAACCCGGGAAAAUCGGAUAUAGGCGUCGAGGCCCGAAGACUGAUUCCUCGACCUGUUUUUCCGCCAAAGUGAUUCCGGCCGUAUUAUCACUCAUCUUGACCUUCCUUCUGGCCGCUCCCGUCCUCGCCGCUUUGCUGGUUCUCUUCGGCGCCCCGAUCACAACCCACCACUGGGAGACUCUUCUGUGCGCAGCACAUAUGGCUGUUCUUUCCUCCACUGCCUUGAUCUACGCACAUGGCGUCGAUGGAACGACCUGGAAAGAGGUGUGGGGUGCGGCGAGACCGUUGGAUGCCGUCUGGGGUGGUGCAUUGGGAACGGGAGUGGGCGCUUGGUUUGGUGCGGUGCCUAUUCCUUUGGAUUGGGACCGUCCGUGGCAGACUUAUCCCAUUACGAUUCUGGUAGGCGCGUAUAUCGGAUAUGCAGUUGGACUGGGACUGGGGCGGUCGUGGUUGUUUGGGAAGAGGAUUAAUUUUGAUGAGAAACCCCCACUUACCCCCGCCGAACGCGCCAUCGUCAAAUCCUACGGCGGUUGGACAAUGUUCAUGACGUGUUUUGGCUUGAAGCCCUUUGAUUUUGAUGAUGUCGACGAGGCGAAACUUAUCUUGAGGGCGCUGUUGAGCAACGAAGAUGAUGAUGAUGAUGAGUAG